UAGAUAACCAUUUGACAUAAAUCAAAAUACAAAAACAGUGAGGUUUGGAAGCCAUCUUGUCAGUGGCUGGACGGAAAUGGCAAAACUAUUCCAAGGGAAGUUCUUCUUCCUCCUCACUGCUACCUUAAUCAUCAACAUCAUCAUCACUAUGAGAACACCCAGGACGAACAAGUCUGUCCCAAAGCCAUGUGGGCCUCCGAGUACUUGCCACUUACACAUCUCUGAGCAGAGCAUCACCCCCCUCAACAACACCAAGCACUUGCUGGUGUCAGCCUACAUGGACCAGAGAGUGAAUGGUUUGGAUAUACGCAUCAUUGGCAUAUUCAGGAGAGACUCCGUCCAACCCCUUCACUGUUUUUUCUGCUGUGCAGGCCAUUUAUCAAGAAAAACAACUCCAGCAACAAUUUUACAACACUCAGACCACUUUGGUUUUCCCUUCGUCACUACAGAUGUCAUGUGUCAGAUUCCUCAAAACUGCAAAGCUGCAUAUGUCACUCUUCUGCCUCAGCCAGACCAAGUGAUUGUACCUGACCAGAUCUGGCUCCCCAUAAGAAACAAGAAGACCAAUGGGAAGGAAGAGAAAAAGUUGCAGUUUAACUUCACAGUCUGUAUCUCCAACCUGUUUGGAGACUACAACAAUGUGCUUCAAUUUGCACAGACCCUGGAGAUGUACAGGCUGCUUGGUGUGGACAGAGUGGUUAUCUAUAACACCAGCUGCGGCCCAGACCUUAACCGCCUGUUGCAGAGUUACAGCCAGGAGGGUUUUGUGGAAGUGGUUCCUUGGCCCAUCGACCAGCAUCUGAAUCCAUCUCAUGGCUGGCUCUUCUCACAGCACAGAGGGGACGUGCACUACUUUGGCCAGCUGACAACGCUUAAUGAGUGCAUUUACAGAUCGAUGGACCGGUCACGCUAUGUCUUGUUAAAUGACAUUGAUGAGAUAAUAAUGCCAUACCAACACAACAGCCUAAUGCCUCUGAUGGACAUGCUCGAACGGCAGCAUCCAAAUACAGGGGUGUUCCUCAUUGAGAAUCAUAUCUUUCCCAAUAACCUCUUGAAGAAAAGUGAAAUGGGUCCUCUGCCUCUAUGGAAAGGGGUGCCAGGCUUUAAUAUUCUGGAGCGCAUUUACAGGGAGGAGCCCGACAGAAGCAUAUACCACCCACACAAGCUGAUAGUUCAGCCGAGGGCGGUGGAGCAGACCUCAGUACACGAGGUGAUCAAGAUGUUUGGAAAAAAGUUCAAGGUUCCACCGGACGUCUGUCGGAUCAUUCACGCUCCGAUCAGUACCCCGUCUCUGCCGGUGCUGGAGAAGCUCCACAUGGAUACCCGACUGUGGAACUUCACUGAAAAACUGAUCCCCUCUACGAACAUGGUGCUGAGGAGAGCGGGGCUGUUGCACUCAUGAGGGGUAGAGCUGACGGACGGUGAUCCAACAAUGAAUGUAAACCCGCACUAGCAGGACAUUUAAAAACAUCUUGGUAUAAUGUAAGCAGUGGUAGGUGAUACUAUCUCCUGUCUCAACUACGAACCACACCCUCAACUGUUUUACUGCUGCCUAGUGGUCAAUAUUUGAAACUAAACAUAUGAAGAACUGUGGUAGUAGUGAAGUGUAUGAGUGUGAGUGAGGUUGUAACUGGAUGCAACUGCUUCUGUGACUUGUGCUUCUAUAUUCAAACCAAUCGGCAGCUACUACGGCUUGAGGCUGAAGUCAGUACAGAAGUCCCUUAAAGUACAAUGCCACUGAGGGCCGUUAGAUGCUGGCUCCAAAAAAUCCCUGGCUCCAACUGAUUCCCAUUCAAAAAGAGCCAACUUUUCAUUAUGGUCUCAAUCACUAAAUUUGGGCCCUCUAAUAAGUGUGCUGGGGGUCAUUUUGGAAAUUAUUGCUCCAUUAUUAAGAUUUGAACACUUAUAGUAGGCUUUGAUGUCUGCUGUGUGGGCGUUGAUUGACAGCUGUGGUUAACAGUUCACUCACCUGCUGCUCUCCCUAGCUCCAGGCUUCAAACUGGCUCCAGUACAAACCAAUAGGGGACGUCACACCUCACUAUGUCCAUCUUUAUAUACAGUUUAUGAUUCAAACUGAUAAUUUCACACCACCAGACUCUCUCACUCUCUGUGUCUAACACACAAUGAUACAGUCAGGAUCAACAACAAGCCAUUUAUCACAACAAUCAACAAUUUUACUUGUGGUGUGGCUCAUGACAUGAUGCUCUAGAAGCAUUGGUGCCAAAUUGGUAGUUUUAUUUCUAACCUCAUCAUAAAAAACACUGUAACAUGUAGUGGAUUUCUGUCCUGUUCCCUGCGUCCUUGUGACUAGUGGUGCUACAACAUUCAACUUCUGUUCAUGUCAUGUGAUCCUCACCUUGUACAAUCAUGGACUGUAGUGGUUAGGAGUGGGUGAUACAACAAAAGUUUGU
Molecule: messenger RNA, 2411 nt
Organism: Thunnus maccoyii (southern bluefin tuna)
Lineage: Eukaryota; Metazoa; Chordata; Actinopteri; Scombriformes; Scombridae
Product: glycosyltransferase family 92 protein F13G3.3-like
Exons: 5
Coding region: 77-1402 (441 amino acids)
Source: RefSeq, a predicted model, not a curated record